This is a messenger RNA of Pelobates fuscus (common spadefoot toad), 624 nucleotides long. RefSeq names its product hes family bHLH transcription factor 3 (gene HES3). The transcript has 4 exons. Lineage: Eukaryota; Metazoa; Chordata; Amphibia; Anura; Pelobatidae. Gene Ontology annotation, biological process: anterior/posterior pattern specification; regulation of neurogenesis; regulation of transcription by RNA polymerase II. Gene Ontology annotation, molecular function: RNA polymerase II cis-regulatory region sequence-specific DNA binding; protein dimerization activity; DNA-binding transcription factor activity, RNA polymerase II-specific. Bases 1 to 624 code for a protein of 207 amino acids. Gene Ontology annotation, cellular component: nucleus. The record is from RefSeq and is a predicted model, not a curated record.
AUGGUGACCACUUCUGAGGCUCAGAAUAAAACAUCUACCUGCAAUUUUAGAAAGGUUUCAAAACCGUUGAUGGAAAAGAAGAGAAGGGCAAGAAUUAAUGUCUCUCUGGAGCAACUCAAAACCCUCCUGGAAAAUAACUACUCACAGAAUAUUCGCAAACGCAAGCUGGAAAAAGCAGAUAUUCUGGAACUGACUGUGAAAUAUUUGAAAACCCUUCAGAACUCUGUACAAGGUGUUCCUCUGUUUAAGAGUGCUGAGUAUCAGGCUGGAUUCACAAAUUGCCUUUACAGUGUCAGCCAGUUUCUGAUGAAGUCUGAGGACGCUGGCCACACUGUAUCCCUCGAUUUGGCGCGGAUUUUGCCUACAGCUAAAAUGCCCUCCUUCAGUACCAUGGACAGCAAUCUCAAGUCAGCUCAACAGCGCACAGUCUGUUCUGCCAACCAGAAACAGCAAUCUACCCACUCCCCAAAACCCAGCAUAUUACCCAAAGUCUCCACAUUAACUGCAGCCCCUCUUGGCUGCCAAUCAAACUCUAUCCCAAAUUCUGCACUUUCAGCACAGCAGUGUGAGGCUUUAUUACAUAUAACCAGCAGCACUGAUCAGAACAUCUGGAGACCCUGGUAA